Pungitius pungitius (ninespine stickleback) is the source of this 1142-nucleotide messenger RNA. RefSeq lists its product as uncharacterized. The transcript has 4 exons. The record is from RefSeq and is a predicted model, not a curated record. NCBI's taxonomy places the organism in Eukaryota, Metazoa, Chordata, Actinopteri, Perciformes, Gasterosteidae. The coding region runs from base 273 to 1142 and encodes 289 amino acids.
UGGUGAGUGGAGCUUCUUGUCCAUCCCAAAGGUGACCUCAUGGCCGUCACUGCCUCCAUGCGCAGGGACACGUGAACUGACCGAUUGACAGUCUCUGUGUACCACCGGGACAGCAAACCCACAGUCUGUGUACAGCAACGUGACUGCGCCUCGCUGAGCGUUUGCACAUCUGUAAAAGGUGGAGCCUGAGCUGGUGGAGAAACAUUCUUGAUAUGUGAACCCAAAUAGUGGAUAUCCAUCAAGGUGUCAGGGUUCCUCCUCUCACUGCAGCCAUGAAACACUGGAUGGGAAACAUGCUGAUUCUGACUCUCUGGCUAGGUAACUAUUUAAAGCUCCUGAUAUUAUCUCUUCUUUUAGGAUUCAGCUGUCAAGAACUCAAACCAGUGAAGACAGAAGAGAACAGUGUAGAAGACACAACUGUUACUCUGUCCUACAUUUACUCCAAACAGGCAACUGGUAGUGAUUAUUUCUUCUGGUAUCGACAAUAUCCAGGAAAACCACCAAAGUUCCUAAUCUCCCACUCUGCUACAGGGACUGUGGGAAUAAAUGAAAUCGAUGGACUGAACGUCAAAGUUGAUGGAAACCGAAUCAGUCUGAACCUCCCCUCUGCUGCAGUGUCAGACUCUGCUGUGUACUACUGUGCUGUGAGGCCCACAGGUUCAAUGUACGAAGCCUCAACAUCUCCUUCAUUCAAAAUGCUGUCAUCACUGAUGCUUCUAGUUAUUCUCAAAGGAUUCAGCUGUGAAGAACUCAAACCAGUGAAGACAGAGGAGAACGGUGUAGAAGACACAACUGUUACUCUGUCCUGCAAUUACUCCAGUCAGUUUACAGAUUAUUUCUUCUGGUAUCGACAAUUUCCAGGAAAAAGCCCAGAUUUCCUGAUCGGGCACGUUGGAAGACAACAUGCAAAAAGCUCUAGACUGUCUGUUAAAGUGAGUGAUGAUAAAACCAGAAUGGAUCUGAACAUCUCGUCUGCUGCAGUGUCAGACUCUGCUGUGUACUACUGUGCUGUGAAGCCCACAGUGACAGGAAACACCACAACCCUGUACAAGAACCCCUGGAGCAAAGACAACAAUGCACACCAUCCAUCAGAGGGAGUCUCGCUCUCAAUAAGUUCAGCAGGAUGUGAAACUAGCGUAUAA